This is a messenger RNA of Toxotes jaculatrix (banded archerfish), 2152 nucleotides long. RefSeq names its product phosphate cytidylyltransferase 2, ethanolamine (gene pcyt2). Lineage: Eukaryota; Metazoa; Chordata; Actinopteri; Toxotidae. Bases 190 to 1398 code for a protein of 402 amino acids. Gene Ontology annotation, biological process: phosphatidylethanolamine biosynthetic process. The transcript has 12 exons. The record is from RefSeq and is a predicted model, not a curated record. Gene Ontology annotation, cellular component: cytoplasm. Gene Ontology annotation, molecular function: ethanolamine-phosphate cytidylyltransferase activity.
CGAUGUGACGUAGUGCUGGAGGCGUUGGCCGGCCGUGUGUCAGUCAGUCUGAGACCGAGAAGAAGACGUAUUUUUUAAUUAUCUCCGCUAAUAACCCGCAACUGAACAAGUUAAAUACUUUUAAACUUAUUACUCUACCUCUCGUUUUUAUUCGUACUACCACUGAGCUGUUUGCCUGAAUCCGUCGAAAUGAUCAAAAACGGCCACCACGACACCGACGAUCGGCGGGAUGAAGCCGGUAUCAGUAAGCCGGGUGACUCAGUGUGCAGUCCGGAGAAAAGAAAGCGCGUCGUCCGGUUGUGGUGUGACGGCUGUUACGACAUGGUGCACUAUGGUCACUCCAACCAGCUACGGCAGGCCAAAGCCAUGGGAGAUUACCUCAUAGUUGGAGUGCAUACAGAUGCGGAGAUUUCCAAGCACAAAGGUCCUCCAGUCUUCACUCAGGAAGAACGCUACAAGAUGGUGCGGGCAAUCAAGUGGGUGGAUGAGAUAGUAGAAGGAGCGCCGUACGUCACCACCCUGGAGACUCUGGACCAGUUCAACUGUGACUUCUGUGUGCAUGGUGAUGACAUCACACUGACGGUAGACGGUAAGGACACAUAUGAAGAGGUGAAGCGUGCUGGCCGUUACCGGGAAUGUAAACGCACACAGGGUGUCUCCACCACCGACCUGGUGGGACGUAUGCUUCUCAUGACCAAAGCCCAUCACAGCAACAUGGAUAACCCAGAUUACCAGCAGCAUACAGACAACUUUGGAAAGGGUCCUAAAGGCCACAGUCCAUGGACAGGAGUGUCUCAGUUCCUCCAGACGUCCCAGAAGAUCAUCCAGUUCGCCUCAGGAAAGGAGCCGCAGCCUGGAGACACCAUUAUCUAUGUGGCUGGAGCAUUUGACCUCUUCCACAUCGGCCAUGUUGACUUCCUAGAGAUGGUCUAUAAGCAGGCAGAGAGGCCCUAUGUCAUCGUAGGUCUACACUUUGAUCAGGAAGUGAAUCGGUACAAGGGGAAGAACUAUCCAAUCAUGAACAUCCACGAGAGAACGCUGAGUGUCUUAGCCUGUCGGUAUGUCUCAGAGGUGGUGAUUGGUGCACCGUAUGCAGUGGGAAAAGACCUGCUGGAUCACUUUAAGGUGGACCUGGUGUGUCAUGGCAAGACAGAGGUGUUUCCAGACAAGGAUGGUGCAGAUCCGUAUGCCGAGCCUAAGAAGAGGGGGAUAUUCAGGACCAUCGAUAGUGGAAACAAUCUCACCACUGAUGACAUCGUCCAGAGGAUCAUUGAAAACAGGCUGCAGUUUGAAGCCAGGAACCAGAAGAAGGAGGCCAAGGAGAUGGCGGUGAUCGAGGCGAUGAAGAAGAGAGAGCAGCAGGAGCAGAGUGAAGCUGCUGCCCAGACUUCUCACUAGUGAGACCUCAGACCUGGGCCUAACUGGUUCUGUGUCUGAUUCCCUCCCAGUACACACAGCUUUAAAAGGGUGGACUCCGCUUACCCAGACAGAUGGGCCAUGUUGUCCUAAACUAAGCCUGGCUUUGGGUGAAAUGCCCUCCCCAGGGGGUCAGUUGGACUCUAGUAGUCCACUGGAAUCCUGCUUUUAACAUUUGGUGACAUGGAGUCACCACUGCUGGGUUAGCUUCUCUCAGUUCUCUUGUAUAUGAACUGCUCCAGCCUAAAUGGGAUUAGAUUAGAUCUGCCUCAACAAGAACACAAAGAAUCCAAACAUCUAGGACACAUCGUUUUUUUUUGUUUUUUUUUAACCCUUUACACCUCUCAUCCACAGAGAACUUUGUUGUUUUUAUCUUCUUUCAUGUAUUAUUUGUAUCCAUGAAUUCACACACUACAUGUCCCUGUAUGGGUGUUAAAGGUAGUAUGUAAAAUUUUUAAUUAUCCAUAACUUAUUGACAAAAUGUUAACGGCACUGUCAGUUAUGUUUUUAGAUUUUAAACCAAAUUAGUUUUUAAUGAUCAGUCUUAAAGGUCUCAUCAGUAAGGUUGAAUAUUUUUAAUACACUUAGUAAGUGUAGAUUUAUUUUAAUUUCUGUGGUUUUGUUCAUCUUAAAAAAAAAACAUUUCUGUGUUAAAUGAUCUGUGAAGUAGUCUUCUAAUUUUAACUGUGGAUUUUAACUACCUGAAUUUGCACCGAGCAUGUGUGUAUGUGAGAGA